AUGGAAGGGAAAGCUCAAGUAUUAGAAACCCCUGACUACCAAAAAACAAUUGAAGAAAUAAAUGAAGAAAUAGAGCCAAAAGUCUUCUCACAAAGUUUAGGAAUUGAAUCAAAAACUCGAGAUAAGUCUUUGACAGAAAUUUUCGAUUAUUUUAAUUCCUUAUUCCCCUCCUCGGAGAUAUAACAAAAAAAUUUUAUUUGCUCACGGAGGGGGGUUUAUUUUUAAAAAAAUUUAAUUUGUUAAAAUUGAGAAGCAAAAAUUAAUUUAAUUUGCGAAAUUUAUAUUUUAAAAUGCAAGCUGUUUAAAAUUAAUCAGAAUUAGCUAGAGAUUUCCUUAUAAUAAUUAUCACUUAUAUAUCAAUUUUUUUUCAUAAAACAUUUUUGUUCGCUAACGGAGGGUGGGCUUUAGAGCAAAAAAUAGGGCUUUCUAAUUGUUUUUUUCGCUCACGGAGCGGGGGAGUUAGUGAGAAAACAAACUAAAUAUAAUUAUGUUAAAGAACAAAAAGAAAUAGUUGAUAGAUCCGACAAAGUAGUCAUGCUAGAGCAAGAAUUAGAAUCAAUAAAAGAAGAACUUGGAAGACAAGGAACAGAUUUAAAUGAGAACUCUGAACUUUAUAGCGAGAUAUCAGAGCUAGGACUUUUACUAGAAGAAGUCAAAGGAAAAAUAGAAAUAGCCUCACACAUUCAAAUUAAAAAUUCUAAAAUCAAUUUUAAUUCUGCAAGAGAACAAUUGGAAGCAACUGGAAAUGAAAAUUUAUCAGGAGGAUUUUCAUUUGAAAUCCAAUUAAAUGACUCUGAAGAAAAAAGCCGAAUUGCAAGACUUGAUAAUAAAGUGAGAGAGCUCGAAUUUAUAAUCGGAAACUGGAAACAAUCUAAGCCAGCUAAUGAAAGUCUAGCUGAUUUUAUAGCAAAAACUAGAUUUAUAAACUCCGAUUUACUAGAAAAACUCACAGAUCAAGCUAGGCAUUUAGGAACUGACCUUGAUAUUAUGCUUUCAGGACGAACCUCAAUUCAAGCAUCUCCAGACUCAGUCGAAGCCAUCAAAAAUUUGCAUCGAGACACUUUUUCCCAUUUAACCGAAAUUUACAAUCUCCCUCAGCUGAUUGAUAAAAUAAAAUAUUCAGCACCUAUUUACGCAACACAUUUAGAGUUAGAUUCACAGCUGCUAGACUUAGAAACAAAUGCAGACUCUUUGCUCUCUGAAAUAAAUCAAUCAAAAUCUGUUAUUGACGACUUAUCAGAAGGGAUUGAACACAACAGAAACUCAAUUUCUAGCAACAUCGCAAUUUUAAACCAAAAAAUCAAAUAA
Blepharisma stoltei is the source of this 1308-nucleotide messenger RNA. NCBI's taxonomy places the organism in Eukaryota, Ciliophora, Heterotrichea, Heterotrichida, Blepharismidae. The record is from the annotation of a GenBank genome assembly.